Leucoraja erinaceus (little skate) is the source of this 3385-nucleotide messenger RNA. RefSeq names its product vigilin-like. Gene Ontology annotation, molecular function: mRNA binding. The transcript is spliced from 24 exons. Gene Ontology annotation, cellular component: cytoplasm; nucleus. The record is from RefSeq and is a predicted model, not a curated record. NCBI's taxonomy places the organism in Eukaryota, Metazoa, Chordata, Chondrichthyes, Rajiformes, Rajidae. The annotation marks the transcript as partial.
GUGUCUAUCUUCGGUUUAAACCAACACCUGCAGUUCCUUCCUGCGCUAUGGGUUGUGAAGUUUGACUGCAUUGCAGGGAAUUAGGAGCCUUGAAUAGGAUGUUCUCGGCUAUUUCUCGAAACCGGACUGUUCCAAUGUUGUCCUGGCCGAUGUCCCACCUUCCACCUUUGGACCAAAGGCAUAACAUCACACUGAAGCGUCAUCGGUAGCCUUGCUCAGGACGGACUUUACUGGCUUUAGACCAUUUUGCAGUGGGAUAUCGGAGUCCUGUCCAGCCUGCCGUUUUGAACCAUGAGCUCGGUAGCUGUGCUGACAGCCGAGCGCUUUGCUGAGCAUCGAGGUGGAUUGGGGGACCAGGAGACCAGAGGUGGAGUAUCCGAGGAUGAAGCUUAUAUUCCGACUUACCUGGAGGCUUUCCCUCCCCUCCCUGAGAAGGGAGCACCGGGAGACAAGUCUGGAGAGCCAGUGGGAGCAUGGAGCAAAAUCCGACCCAUCAAAUCUUCUGUCAUCACCCAGGUCUUCCACGUCCCUCUGGAGGAGCGCAGAUACAAGGACAACAGCCAGUUUGGUGAGGGCGAGGAGGCAAAGGUCUGUCUGGACAUCAUGCAGAAAACGGGAGCCCACAUUGAGCUCUCACUGGCCAAGGACCAGGGCCUCUCCAUCAUGGUGACUGGCAAACUGGACUCUGUCAUGAAAGCAAGGAAGGAAAUCGUGGCUCGUCUCCAGACCCAGGUUGGUGACUGUUUGUCUUGUGCCCAAGAUGAGGCUCUCGCGCAGGUUCACAUCGAGUUCACGGACGGCGAGGAGAAGAUCACGCUGGAGGGACCAACGCAGGAGGUGGAGAUUGCCCAAACCCAGAUCCAAGAGAUCAUCGAUGACCUGCUGAAUCGAAUGGACUACACUGAGAUCACAGUCGACCAGAAGUUUCACCGGCACUUGAUAGGAAAGAACGGCACCAACAUAAAUCGAAUCAAGGAGCAGUACAAAGUAUCUGUCCGCAUCCCACCGGAUAAUGAGAAGAGCCAUCUAGUGCGGAUCGAGGGCGAGCCUCAAGGCGUCCUGCUGGCCAAGAAGGAGCUACUCGAGAUGGUGCUCAGGAUGGAAAACGAGCGGACAAAGGACCUGAUCAUCGAGCAACGAUUACACCGUUCCAUCAUCGGCCAAAAGGGAGAGAAGAUUAAAGAGGUCCGCGACAAAUUCCCUGAGGUGAUUAUUAACUUCCCGGACCCAGCGCAGAAGAGCGACAUUGUUCAGCUGCGCGGCCCGAAAAACGAGGUGGAGAAAUGUAGCAAGUUCCUCCAGAAAGUCAUCGCUGAUUUGAUCGAGAACAGCUACUCCGUCUCCAUCCCCAUCUUCAAGCAGUUCCACAAGAACAUCAUCGGCAAAGGAGGCGCCAACAUCAAAAAGAUCCGGGAAGAAACCAACACCAAGAUCGACCUGCCGACGGAGAACAGCAACUCGGAGGUGAUCCUGAUCACGGGCAAGAAAGCACACUGUGAGGCUGCGCGAGAUCGCAUCUUGUCCAUCCAGCGAGAACUGGCGAACAUCAAGGAAGUGGACGUCUCGAUACCGGCCAAGCUGCACAACUCGCUGAUCGGAGCCAAGGGGCGCCUGGUGCGGGCGCUGAUGGAGGAGUGCGGAGGGGUGCACAUCCACUUCCCCUCCGAGGGCUCGGGUAGCGACAAGGUCACCAUCAGGGGUCCCGUGGAGGAAGUGGAGAAGGCCAAGCGGCAGCUGCUUCAGCUGGCCGAGGAAAAGCAAAUCAACAACUGUACAGUGGAGCUUCACGCCAAGCCCGAGUACCACAAGUUCCUCAUCGGGCGCGGCGGCGGCAACAUCCGCAAAGUGCGCGAUCGCACCGGAGCUCGCAUCAUCUUCCCCGCGGCAGACGACCGCGACCAGGAGGUCAUCACCAUCGUGGGCAAGGAGGAGGCUAUUAAACUGGCCCACAAAGAACUGGAGAUCCUCAUUAGAAACCUGGACAACGUGAUUGAAGACCUGAUGGUGGUGGAGCCCAGGUACCACCGGCACUUUGUGGCGCGGCGCGGCCAGGUGCUGCGGGAGAUCGCCGAGGAGUACGGAGGAGUGACGGUCAGCUUCCCCCGCACCGGCGUGCAGAGCGACCGCGUGAUGCUCAAGGGGGCCAAGGACUGCGUGGAGGCGGCAAAACGACGCAUACAGGAGAUCAUCGGGGACUUGGAGGCCCAGGUGACCCUGGAGUGUGUGAUCGCCCAGCGCUUCCAUCGGGCGGUCAUGGGACUCAAGGGAUCCAAGGUGCAGCAGAUCACCCGCGAGUUCGACGUGCAGAUCAAGUUUCCCGAACGCGAUGACAACCAAGGCGCGGACCCCCACCCUCAGGAGAAUGGCGACCUGAACUCUGACCUCCGGGAGACGGAGCACGCACCCAGGAAGUGCGACGUCAUCGUCAUCUCCUCCCGGAAGGAGAAGUGUGGAGGGGGCGCGACUGCAGCCCUGGUCCCCGUCACCCUGGACCUGGAGGUUCCGUUCGACCUGCAUCGGUACAUCAUCGGGCAGAAGGGCAGCGGUAUCCGCAAGAUGAUGGAAGAAUACGAGGUGAACAUUGCUGUGCCACCUCCGGACCAGCAGUCGGACCUGAUCAAGAUCACCGGCUUGACGGCAAACCUGGAGCGGGCGCGGACCGGAGUCCAGGAGCGGGUCCGGGAGCUGCAGGCAGAGCAGGAGGACAGGGCUUUACGGGGCUUCAAGUUGACCCUCUCUGUCGACCCCAAGUACCACCCAAAGAUCAUUGGAAGGAAAGGAGCCGUCAUCUCGCAGAUACGGAAGGACCAUGAUGUCAACAUCCAGUUCCCCGACAAAGGAGAUGAAAAUCAGGAGUCGAUCACCAUCACGGGCUACGUGCAGAAUGCCGAGUCGGCCAAGGAGGCCAUCAUGAAGAUCGUGGCGGACCUGGAGGAGAUGGUGAGCGAGGACAUUAGCCUGGACCACCGUGUCCACGCCCGCAUCAUCGGGGGAAGAGGCAAGGCCAUCCGCAAGAUCAUGGAGGAGUUCAAGGUGGAUAUCCGGUUCCCGCCACCGGGUUCGGACGAACCGAACCGCGUCACGGUGACCGGCCUCCCCGACAACGUGGACAACGCAAUCGACCACCUCCUGAACCUGGAGGAAGAAUAUAUGAUGGCGAUCGUGGAGUCGGAGACGAUGGCGGCGUACAUGAAGCCUCCGUCACGGGCGGACGACGAGCCGCGCGGCACCGCCAAGGGCUUCGUGGUCCGGGACGCCCCCUGGAACGCCCCCUGCAACAAGGUCAGUGUUCCCCGCCCCGGGACCGGCAACAUGGAGCUGGCGGGGGCGGAGUGGGGGUGGAGUGGGGGGUGGAGGAGGAAGUGGGUGGUUGUGGAAGUGGCGA